Cataglyphis hispanica is the source of this 594-nucleotide messenger RNA. RefSeq names its product 60S ribosomal protein L22-like. NCBI's taxonomy places the organism in Eukaryota, Metazoa, Arthropoda, Insecta, Hymenoptera, Formicidae. The record is from RefSeq and is a predicted model, not a curated record. Gene Ontology annotation, molecular function: RNA binding; structural constituent of ribosome. The transcript is spliced from 4 exons. Gene Ontology annotation, cellular component: ribosome. Bases 103 to 516 code for a protein of 137 amino acids. Gene Ontology annotation, biological process: cytoplasmic translation.
CACGCACGCGCACUUUCGUGGCGUGAACGUGAUUGUGGCGCCAUAUUAUUCCGUAGUCAAUUCUUUCACUACUGACUCUUUCAAUCUUCAACCGUACGCGACAUGGCUCCGCCAGCGAAGAAAACCAAAGGCCCGGCUAAGAAGCAGGUCCUUCGGGGCAAGGGACAGAAGAAAAAGGUGUCCCUGAGGUUCACGAUCGACUGUACUCAUCCCGUGGAGGAUAAUAUUAUGGAUGUUAGCAAUUUUGAAAAAUAUUUACAAGAAAAGAUUAAGGUUGGCGGUAAAACCAACAACUUUGGCAAUAGCGUCAUGCUGGAGCGUAAUAAGAUGAAACUCAGCAUCAACAGCGAUGUUGAUUUCUCCAAGCGGUAUCUUAAAUAUUUGACAAAAAAAUACUUGAAGAAAAACAAGUUGCGUGAUUGGUUACGAGUUGUCUCAAAAGAUAAAGAGACAUAUGAAUUACGAUACUUCCAAAUUAAUAGCCAGGAAGAUGAUGAUGAAGAGGAUGCUGAGUAACUCUUUUUUUAAUUCUUUCCAUAUUCAACUACAGAUGUAUCUGUAUAUAUUUCUUUUAAUAAAGAAUGAUAAAACCUA